Messenger RNA from Clupea harengus (Atlantic herring), 2018 nucleotides. RefSeq lists its product as uncharacterized. Gene Ontology annotation, biological process: protein ubiquitination. Lineage: Eukaryota; Metazoa; Chordata; Actinopteri; Clupeiformes; Clupeidae. The record is from RefSeq and is a predicted model, not a curated record. Gene Ontology annotation, molecular function: ubiquitin protein ligase activity.
CAGUAGAAGAACUAAUCACGAAGACAUACAAGCGGAAAUGGCAGCCCUGGGUAAUACCAGAAUGCAUCGGCGUGUCUUUUAUCCAGUUAUUGUUGAUGAACGCUUACGCCAGUGAAUGCAGUUUUGAGGAUAUGUGGAGAGAUUUUUAUUGACUAUAAUAUAGAUCCUUGUAAAUCAGAAAAUAGUACUGAAUGUGUCCAUGAAGGGGUUGAUUCCAAUCUCUCUGGUCCUCAGAUAGCGUUAGCUACCCUGCUGGAAAUAGCUGCUAACCAGACACUGAAUACAAAGCCAUGAGUACUGCCCUGGAUAUAUCUGAGCCGAGCAGCCCGCAGUCUUGCUUGGGAGAGCCUGAUACCCCGGGUGCGCUGAAUCGUGCCUGUUUACGAGACGACAGCAGUUUGCUUGUGGAGGACAGUGAUGGUGAUUGCAAGGACCUUAGUUCUGUUACAGUACCCGAAACGCCAAGUCCUCUUUGUCUCAGAAGGCGAGUGCGUCUCCUUGACGCAAGAACUGAAACCGGGCCACCAUCCCUGACCUUCGACCCGAGGUGUAAAGCUGAAGACAAGUCUUUGGUUGACACCCUGUGCACUACUCCGACCUCACACCAGAAACAGAAGCGCCGCAGAAUAGUCGAGGAAACCUCAAGCUCAGAGGUGGAGAAACACAACCACUGUGGCAGUAAUGGAUUUGUGCCUGCCUCAAAAUUAAUGCAACAAUAUCCCCCCUGGCUGGAGGUCCCUCGCCCUUCCCACUCUUUCUCAUCAUCAUCAUCUUCAUCCAUACUCUCUCAAAGUGGGCCAUCAAGGUCAGACAUUAGACUUGUAGAUGAGGCUGCAUGCCAAUCAAGACUAGGACUUGCAGCAGAUUCCACGGAGCACCACAGAACACACAGAACCAACAGAAAGAGGGAAAGGCCAACUAAGAAUGCUUCCGCAACCAUAAGUAGCUCAUUCUCUAAAUACGCAAAGAACACGGAUGUUGAGAGAUCCCCACCUCAGACUGGCCUGUUUCACUGUAGAGGUACAGCCGCAGAGGCACAGUCUAGGCCUGUUCCACCAUCACCUCACCACAAACAUGAAGAGAUAGUCAUUAUCGACGAUGACGAAGAUGAUGUUAUAGUCGAGGCCAUGGUUCGCUCGGUUCAGGUGGCUGAGGAUGAAGCGAUUGCCAGAAGUCUUCAGGAUCAGUUUGAUCGAGAGGAACAACAACAGCAGUUGGAACAAAGAAGGCAACAAGCAAUGCACUCAAAUAGACAUCAUCCUCCCCAUCCUCCCCACAGGUAUAAUCCAUAUGGAGGUAUGGGCUGGAUGUCUGCAUGGUCCCACAUGGCCGCCGACCCUGGCUUUGGUUAUGUUCCUCCCACCCUAGCAGAGUUACAACAGGCCAUGUUUGCUGGACCAUCAGGAAGGCAUCCAGGACACCGCUUCAAUUCACGUUCUCAUAACCACUCUCGCAGACAAGGUCAACGUGUACCAUUGGAUUUAUUUAAUGAUAGCCAGGGAAACAACUAUGAGGCUCUGUUGGCCUUUGAAGAGGGUCAAGGUUCAGUCAUGCCCAAAAACAUCUUGACCAAAAGGGAGAUUGAAAGGCUUCCCACAAAAGCAUACAAUCCUGCACACAGUGCUGGGAAAACAGAGUGCCAGAUCUGUUUUUGCGAAUACACAGAGGGAGAACAGCUGAGAAUGCUGCCUUGUCUACAUGACUACCAUGUGAAAUGCAUUGACCGCUGGCUAAAGGAAAAUGUCACCUGUCCUAUUUGCAGAGCAGACGUGUCACAGACAUCAAGUUAGCCCUCAUGACUCAGGAAGCAGUGUCUACCUCACAGCUUGACAAUGUGAUUGUGCAUCUGCCCAUUUACAUUUGUCAGAGCAAUACAGAACGAUUUAAAAAAAUAAACUACAACCCUGGUUUGGUUAACUUAGUGCUCAAAAAUGUUUUCCUUGCCCUGCAACACAGCAUUUUAACCACUGUAUUUAAUUUUAUUCUGCUAAUAAAAUCAUUCCAUGGAGUUAAUUAAA